Lymnaea stagnalis (great pond snail) is the source of this 13113-nucleotide messenger RNA. The record is from the annotation of a GenBank genome assembly. Lineage: Eukaryota; Metazoa; Mollusca; Gastropoda; Lymnaeidae.
GACAUAAAUUUAAGUUUGUUAGUAUUGAAAUUAAAAACCUUCACAGUUUAUGCUAGCAAAACAAAGUUGAAAAAAACAUGGAAAUGCACGAUGACGAUGAUGAACAGUCGGAGUUUGUUCAAAAGCCAAAAAUUAUCAAAAGUGUUUUGAAAGACACAAGUGAUAAAAGAUUGAUUGUUAUUCUGGAAAAAGCAUCACUAGAGACAGUGAAGGUAAUUAAAUAUACCAAGUGACUAUUCGGACCCGGUAUCAGAAGUGAGAGAAGUGAAGUGAAAGUGAGAGGAGAGGUGGGAUUUGUAAAAAAAUAAAUAUUUUGAACUAAUAUUGUUGGGUUUUUAUGACGAAAAUUGGUAUCAAAUGAAAAGAUAAUUGUAUGGACUAUAUGUUUAUAAACUUACUUCUUCAGUUUAACUAAAAUAAACUACCACAAAUGACAUUGGAAUCAUUUAGUAUGAUUGGGCCAGGACACGCAUGGCCGCUAUUCUAGGUACUUUAAUAAAAAAUGUAAAUACAUUUUUUAAAUAAUACAGUUAGUUAGAGCAAAUUUCAAAUAAAAAAAUUAAACCAGAAUCAACUUCUUAGCUUAAGUACUUUUUGAGCUACUAAUUUUUAAAUUUAAAGUGUGAGUCCUCCACGGUCCACAUCUUGUGAUCUCAUUCCGCUGAUCGCGUCAUGCCCAAUGACUAGGGGUGUGCCGGACCCCGAUCCGGAAUCCGGUUCCGCCGGAUUUUGCACUAUCCGGUGAAAUCCGGUUCCGCCGGAUUUACAUGUAUCCGGAACAACCGGAUUCCGGAAUAUACCGGAUUUCGGAAUUUGCCAGAUUUUGUGACUCACCGGAUCAUAAUCUGAAAUAAAAGUAAUUCUCUUUCCCGAAUUCCACACGAUCACGAUACAUUAAUCGAUUGUUUCGAGCGUUGAGCUUGUUUAAUGUUUAAUAUUCCGUACAUACCAGAGGCUAGAGUCAGCACCGCUAAUAGUGGCCAAUAGUGUAGGGACUUUGAUAAGAAAAUUUAAACUUUUUGUAAAAAUAAACCAAUGGCAUAGUUGAAAAGAUGUAAUUUUUUAAAGAAUUAUAACACCAAAAUCAUAUUUUUAGCUGUUGUAGUUUUAAAGUUAUGAAUUUUUAAAGUACGACUUGGUUUGUCAUUUUUUAACAUGGACUGCAUCUCCACAUUCUGUGAUCUCAUUCCGCCAAUCCCGUCAUGCGCAAUGACUAUAUAGUUUAUAUAAGGCAACGCAUUCCCUGCCUUAUCACUAAAAUACUGUUUAGACUUAGUUUAAACUUUCAACUUUGGCACAUGAAUAAUUAAUUAAAGCUUUCCCUGACCAAUGGUUUAAUAGUUUUUGCACACGGCAAACUCUUAUGAAUGAAACUCUGAGGUAGUACUACGAUACAGUUAUGCAAGUGGCUGUGAAUGGUUGCCAAUGACAACGUGUUGCACACGGUAAAUUCUGAUCAUUUAUAAUAUGGAUUCUACCGGGUUGUUAAAGCUCAAAUUAAAACAUUCCAGUUUAAAUGUCUUUAAAUGCAUUCUGAAACACAAGUUAUCAAUUAUUUUGAUGUAAAUAGUGAUAAUAAAUUAAUAUUUCCUAAGUAUCGUCAACUUCCGCCAUUAAAAAGGGGGGCGUGGCCAACCCCAUGGCGAAAUUAGGUUGAGCGAGCUGCAUAACCUGCUGCGAACGCGUAGAAACAUGGCGUCUCUCGUAAGACACUUAUCCAAAUGGAACGGAACUCAAAUAUAUAUCGAAAGUACUAAUUUAAUAAUAAAUAGACACACACAUCGGAAAAUUAAAAACUCGGAUUUUUUGGCGCCGAUUGCGAAUUCCCAUACACAAAAAGUAGUAGUCCACCUUGACUUACCGAAGUAUCUACCAAUAGUACCAAAAUCCGGAAUCCGGGAGAAACCGGAAUCCGGAUCCGGCGGAUUUCGCAUAAGAAAAUCCGGAUCCGGAUCCGGUUGGAAAAAACGGAUCCGGCACACCCCUACCAAUGACUAUAUACUUUACAUAAGGCAACGCAUCCCCUUAUAAUUAAAAUACUGUUUAGGGUCGACUAAGUUUAAACUUUCAACUUUGGCACAUGAAUAAUUAAUUAAAGCUUUCUCUGACUAGGUACUAUAAAACUAGUCGACGCACCGAUCUGCGCAUGUCCAAAAAUGUCGAAAAAACUUGCUCUACAAUAUGGCGUACAGCUACACGGUAUCUUUGGAAAAUUGCAUACAACGUCACCUUUGUUUAUUAAAUAAUUGCUUUCCUCAUCAGUGACGUAUCAGUUUUUGUGUUCCGCUGAUAUAUUGAUUUAUGCUACAAGAUUUUUUCUAGGGGUAAUAAGGGGAGAGACUGCAAUCAGGUUAGUACAAAAUAAAAUGAGUAAAACAGAGUAGGGUUAAACCUGAAAAAAUAAACGCAACAAAACAGCGAACGUGUCGGCAGAAAGCCUUCGUCAGCUAACAAAACAACAGAAAAAACGGUAUAAAAAUAAGAAAUAGCACUUAGCUGGAAAGUAGUAUCUGUGGGCAGCACUUCUAUUGCAAAUUGAUUUGUCUAUAAAAAGUUAUGCAUCCCACGAAGAAGUGUGGGGUAUGAAAUUGUCAUUAUUUUUUAUUUUGAUCGAGAAGCCGGAAAUGGCUGCUAUCACUGUGAUUCGUUAAUGUUAAAUCCUUAAACUUAAACAUCUAAAUAAUUAUAAGACGUUUAAAAUGAAUAAUUUUAAGAAAAGAUUAUAACCAAACUUGAAAAGUUAAUGUAGUAACCAAGGGUUGGUUUUAAGUUUUAUUUAUUACGUUAAAAAUUGUGUAUGGUACCGGUAAACAGUUUAUCGUUCUUCAUUAUUGAAUCAAUAUUUAAUAGUUUUACAAUAGUAAUAUCAAUAAUAAUAGUCAAUCCCAAGAACUAAAACUAAGACCAUCGGUGAAUGCUCCUUCUGCUUCCAUGGGCCCACGUUCUGGAACCAGCUCCCCUUCCAUAUACGUCAUAGUGAAACCUCGUCCAUUUUCAAAAAGUCCCUUAAAACUCAUCUGUUUAGGUCCGCCUAUGACCUGUGAUGCACCCUCCUUGCCCUACCUCAUUUUCUGUUUCGGGUUGAUACUCAUCUGUUUAGGUCCGCCUAUGACCUGUGAUGCACCCUCCUUGCCCUACCUCAUUUUCUGUUUCGGGUUGAUCCUGAAGUGUCAAAGUGUCCUCGUUUUAUAGCCAUUUUCAUUGUUUCUAUAGAAUAGUAGUUACCAUCCUAGUGUCUCAUUUGUAUUUACUUAGUUUACAUGUUUUAAUAAUUGUAAAGCGCUUAGAGCUUUAUGAUAAGCGCUAUAUAAAAAUGCCUAAAUAAAUAAAUAAAUAAAUAAUAGUCGUUUUUCUCUUAUUAUUUCAGAGAAUAUUUGCUAAAAUUAGGCCUCCAUAUCAAUAUCAGUUGUAAUUAUAAACAACUGUUAUUAUAAUCCUAUAAUAGCCUAUUUAGGGAUAAGCUUAAUAUUUUUCUUAAUCUAAUUUAGAUACUCCGCCGAAGCAAGAGACAGUCCUAGAAAGUUUGUAUCGGAAAUGGGCGUCGGCGCAAUGGAAUCCGAGUUUUUAAUUUUUUCAUGUGCAUGUAAUUUGAAUAAAUUAGGAGUCCUUUUGGCCCAUAAUAUAAUUAAGGUUUGACUCCGCCCAUUAACGAUAGGAGAAAUGUUGAACUACAUUCCCUUUGAGUUACUUUGUUCUUUAUCUCAACUUUAAGUGAGGAAAAUCGUAUGUCAAAAUAAGGCAACUUCGCAUUAAAAAAUUCGGUCUAAAUAUUCAAAGUAGGUCUUUCAUAUUAAAAGCAGGCCUGCAUAAUUUGUUGAAGUACACGUGUGCAAAAUUUCAUUGGGAUAGCUCAUGAAACAUUUUCACAAUUCUCUUCAACGUUGACCUCAUUAUGCAAAGGUCGCACAGGCCUUAUUGGAUUAGUGAUCCCGCCCCUUUUUAAAUGGCGGAAAAUGCUGAUACUUAGCUUAGGAAAUAUUCAUUAUUACCUCUCUAGACAUCAAAAUAUUUGAAAACUUGUGUUUCAGAAUGCAUUUUGAAGACAUUUAAACUAGAAUGUUUAAAUUUGAGCUUUAAAAACUCGAUAGAGUCCAUAUUAUUAACAAUCAGAAUUGACCGUGUGCAAAAAGUCAUGGGAAACCAUUCUCAGCCAUUUGCAUAAUGCUAUGCCUUAGUACUACCUCAAGUUUCAUUCAUAAGUGUUUGCCGUGUGCAAAAACUAUUAACACCAUUGGUCAGGGAAAGCUUUAGUUAAUUAGUCAUGUGCCAAAAAACAGCUAAAAAUAUGAUUUUGGUGUUGUAGUUUUAAAAUUAUGAAUUUUUAAAGUACGACUUAGUUUGUCAUUUCUUAACAUGGACUGCACCUCCACAUUCUGUGACCCAAUUCCGCUGUUCGCGUCACGAGCUAUAUAACCCUCGGUUUAAAAUAUGAUUUUGGUGUUGUAAUUCUUUAAAAAAAUAGCUCUAUUCAACUAUGCCAUUGGUUUAUUUUUGCACAUAGUUUUAAUUUUCUUAUCAAAGUACCUAUCUAAUUCUAUUACUACGAUUACAACCACACUUACAUUUUAAUUUUUAGCGUAAAUUCUAUAUGUAACAGUUUUAUUAAAAUACAUCAAAUUAAUAAACAGGACUCAAACAACAUCAUCGUAGUAAUUAUAUUUUUAUUAGGGCAUAGAAAAACAGUACAUAGACAAUUAUUUAAUAUAUCAAAUAACAUUUUUUAAUGAAUUAGUCUCAUCAUCAUGGAUGAUUUUGAGUAAUUUUUAUUUAUAAUUACAUGCGUUCAAUUUUAUAUAUAAAGAAGACUACUUAACUUUUUAUAAAUAUAAUAAUUGAUUUAAAAUUUAACACAAGCCUAAUAAAAUUAGUUAAAAUUCAUUAAACAUGUUAGUUUUUUCAUUUUUUCCUGUAUAAAUAAUGAUUUUCCAAAUUUUUCUGUUCACUUUUUUCUGAACAUACCCACAAAUAAAUAUCUAAAAAAAUAAAAGUCUUGUUGUUAUAUAAAAGUUUUGUUGUUUAUUGUACUGUAUAUUGCAUUGAGAAUGUCUCCUGAAAAUUUGGUAGCAUUAUCUUUUAAAAUCAAAAAGUUUUGGGCAAAAUAAGGCAGAAAUUUGGAAAGUGGGUCACACGUUUUUUCAGUUAAAUACUAAGAUAAAGAAGGGGGUUUAAAAAAAAUCACCAAAAAAAUCAUAACUUCACUUCUAUAAAAGAUAGAAAGAUGAAAUUGGUGUUGUUGUAAAGGUAAAGCUUAUAGCUAGCCCUUUAAAAUGAUGUAUCAUUCAUGGCAAUUGGACAAUAUUUAAAUUUUGUAUCAAAGUACCUUCUCUGACCAAUGAUUUAAUAGUUUUUCCACACGGCAAACUCUUAUGAAUGAAACUCUGAGGUAGUACUACGAUACAGCUAUUAUUAUGCAAGUGGCUGUGAAUGGUUGCCAAUGACAACGUGUUGCACACCGUAAAUUCUGAUCAUUUAUAAAAUGGACUCUACCGGGUUUUUAAAGCUCAAAUUAAACCAUUUCAGUUUAAAUGUCUUCAAAAUGCAUUCUAACCAAGUUAUCAAAUAUUUUGAUGUUAAUAGUGGUAAUUAUUAAAUAUUUCCUAAGUAUCGUCAACUUCCGCCAUAUAAAAGGGGCGUGGCCAACGCCAUGUCAAAAUUAGGCUGAGCGAACUGCAUGAUCUUCUGCGAGGGAUAUAGUAAUUAUUUUAUGAAUGAAAUAGUUCCACUAUCAAAAAAUAAAAAACACGGAUUUUCGCGCACCGAUGCCUAUUUCCCAUACAAAUUUUUUAGUAGUCUCCCUUGCUUCAUCGAAGUACCUACCACUAUUCGUAUGUCAUUUGGGUAAAUUAUUAGGUUAGAGAUCGUCCUGCGAUGGCCGCCAUCUUUGUUGACACAACCAGUUAAUUCUGUCACUAAUGUAUCCCUAAAUUGAUCCCUAUGCCUAACCUGAACCCUAAAUCGAUCCCUAUGCCUAACCUGAACCCUAAAUCGAUCCCUCAACCUAACCUAAACCAUAAUUCACCGCAAGUAUAAUAAACAUGCAAAUGACAUCACGGGAUGAUCUCUAAGAAUUAGCCGUCAUUUGUGUUAGUUUUAAACUGAAGAAUUAAGUUUAUAAACGUAUAGUCCAUUCAAUUAUCUUUCAUUUGAUACCAAAUUUUGGUAAAUGAUAAGUGUGGAUGUCAUGAUUGGCCGCCAUCUUGGUUGAGAAGACCACUUAAUUCUUUCACUAAAUUUAAGUAAUCAUAUCCCUAAACCUAACCUGAACCCUAAAUCAUACUAAAUGUGUCCUUAAACCUAACCUGAACCCUAAAAUGUAUCCCUAAACCUAACCUGAACCCUAAUUUAGGGCAACUUUAAUAAACACAGGAAAGACGUCGUGGCAUCCACAACUAUCAUUAGCCCAAAUUUUGUCUUUACAAACCCAACAAUAAUAUUUUAAAUAUUUUUUUAAACCCUACCUCUCACUUCUGAUACCGGGUCCGAAUAGCCGCAGCCUUAAAUUUAAAUAUAUUACGCUUCACUUUCACAAUAACUUUGAGUUAAAGUUUAGCCUGGGGUUUGGUCAGUGCGGGUGGUGAGACUCCUCAGAGGCCUCACACUCCACGUCCACACUAUCACACUCAGUGACUCACUCUCAGGCUCAUCCUCAUACGGUCAUUCACUUAUUGUUGUACAGUUUUGUUACUUAUUUAUGUUGAGAAUUCUUUACUUUCACUUACUUAGAAGUUAAUUAGUUAUUAAAUUAUCAACAUGGCAGUGAUGCCUAAGAAUGUGAUGGAAGACACAGAUGAUGGAGUUCAUGGGCAAACUAUUAUUUAAUUAUUAGUAAUAGUCAAUUUUGUUAAUUCAUAAAUAAUUCAUUCAUUGUGUUGUGAAGUGCUCAGUCCACCACCAUUCCACCCAUGAUCAGUGUAUACAUUUCCUCCAGUGAGCUUUGCUUUACAUUGAAUUUCAGACUUAGACUUAGUUGCAUUAUGCCAUGCAAUCAUUAGACUUUGGUAGCUCUUUGCCUUACCUGGCAUAAGAAUUAGUCCUUUAGUCCUCUGUCCACACGGCGAGUUACGGACCGCCGUUCUGCCCCAUAGCUUACGCCCGAAAUUAAGGACGCGAAGCAGAAGCAGCGACGUGCAAUAUGCCAAUGGCAGAAGUCUGGCUUGACCGUGCACCGACAAAUCUUUUUUGACCACAGAGAACGAACCAAGAAGUUGGUCCUUGCAGCUAGGAUUGAGCAUGUUAGUCAUCAGAUUACAGAUAGCAGCUCAAGCAAGGACUUAUUUGGCAUUGGGGGUCAGCUGACCGGUAAAAUCAAGGCUACAUCUCUGCCAAAUAACAUUGCUGUAGAAGAGCUGCCAGACGCACUAAAUGACUUCUUUAUUACAAAAGCUAAGAAGAUCAGUGUGAAACUUGACAGUUGUAUCGAUACUGCUCCAGAAUUCUCACUCUUCAACGGCUCUCCUAUGGGCGAAUUUGUUGAGGUCAAUGAAUCGAAUGUGAGGAAAAUCCUGACUGAUACCCUAAGAAAGUCAUGCUCAUUCGACCCUCUUCCAGCAGGGCUGAUGUAUGAAUGUCUGGAUGAAAUAGUCCCCAUCAUCACUUGUAACGGCACUGUUAAAGAAAGGAAAUCUUGACCCAAAUGUGAUGGAAAAUUAUCGCCCCGUCUCAAAUCUACCAUUUCUAUCCAAAAUCUUAGAAAAAUUUAUUCUCCGCCAACUCCUGGAUCACCUCAUUCAGUGUGACUUGCUUGAACCUUUCCAGUCAGCCUACAGGGCGCAUCACUCUAAUGAGACAGCCCUGUUGCGCGUCGUAAACGACCUUCUGUCGUCUUGUGAUGAGGGCCAGGUAUCCAUUUUGUCUUUACUCGAUUUAUUGGCAGCUUUCGAUACGCUUGGCCAAGGCAUAAUUCUCCAGCGUCUGCAAAAAACGUUUAGUCUCACCGAUACCGUCCUGAGAUGGUUUCACUCGUAUAUGACAAAUGGGGUCCAGUCAUUUAUUUCAAACGGAUUGACCUUGAAGCCAUCUAUAAUUGAAUUCGGAGUACCCCAGGGCUUGGUCCUAGGCCCGGUGCUUUUCACUAUGUACGUUCAGCCACUGGGUGCAGUGAUCAAGCAGUUUGACAUGCUGCAUCACAUGUUCGCGGACGAUACACAACUUCAUCAAUCAGUGAUCCCCUCUUUGUUCCCUCAACUUCUUAGUAUGACACAGAAGACAGUGGUGUCAGGUAAGCACUGGAUGACCAUAAACAAGCUCAAAUUGAAUGAUGAAAAGACUGAGCUGAUCCCCAUUGCCACAGCUCAGAAACAAAAAUCUGUAAAAAACACAACAUCACUUACUCUCUCAGGUAUACAGUGCGAGACCUGGGUGUCUACUUAGACAGAACACUAACUAUGGAAAAUAAUAUUAACAUGCUUUGCAAGGCGAUGUUUCUAGAGCUGCGCAGGAUUAGUCAUAUCAGACCUUUCCUAACGUUCGAAGCAUCAAAGAGGCUGAUGUCUGCAUUCGUAUUAUCACGCAUGGACUACUGCAAUGCUCUCAUGGUGGGUCUUCCAGCUAUGCUCCUGGAUAAAAUUCAAAGAGCACAGAAUAAUGUGGCUCACAUUUUUCUUCACAAACGCAAAUUCGACCAUGCUAAAACACUUCUGAGAGAGCUGCACUGGCUGCCGGUCCGCGCUCGCAUAGUGUACAGAAUUGCAACUUUGUGCUACCGCUGCUUACAUGACCUGGCGCCGUCCUAUCUCAAAGCACUCAUGACGCCUUAUGUACCCACUAGACAGCUCCGCUCAUCCGAUAGUGGCAAAAUAUUGAUACCGCGUGUUUGCCUUGAGACUUACGGAAAGCGCACUUUUGCAUUUGCUGGCCCAACAAUUUGGAACGCCCUUCCUGUCGUUCUCAGAAACAGCCAGACACUGGAGUCCUUUAAAACCGAUUUAAAAACACAUCUAUUUCGCAAACACCUUCUGGGGUGAUGCUAUCUAACAUCUUUUUCCAGUUAAUGUUUAUUCGCUUGUGUUGCUUAUGGUUGAAAUGGGGUGAAAGACUUUGACUUGGUAUGCUUGUAUGUAGUUUUUUUUUUACUGUUGCGUCUGUUUUUAAAUGUGGUAAAUUUUAGAUUGUUUUUAUUUCGCUUUUGGGGAUGAAGCGUGUUUUUCAAAUAAACUUAGUAAAUAAUAAUAAUAAUAAAGUAAAUUAAAUUAUAGCCCUAGCCUAGGCCUAAGUAGUAGGCAUAUUCCAUUCGUCGUUAGUAUUAUUAUUAACUAUUUAAAAAAAAAUGUAAUUAGAAGAUCAUAUGAUUAUCAUAUGCUUGUCAGGGUAAAUGAGCAAUUAAUAGCAUGGGGUUUGCCAAGAGUUGUCCCUACUGACAUCAAUUUGGGGAAUCCCAACACUGGACAUAGGUUGACUGGACCAAUCAUUGGACCUGAAUGAUGAGAAUGACAAAUUUCCCAUUCUUCACUGAGCAUUGUUGCUUCAAAAACAUAAUUUGAUGUUAAAAUGUAUGUUAAAAUGAAAUAAUUAAAAUGAAAUAAUUAAAAUGAAAUAAUUAAAAUGAAAUAAUUAAAAUGAAAAUUUUCCAUUCAACUUUUAUUCUUCGUCUUCUGCUAUAUUUUAAGGGCCCACAAUCAAUAAAGUGAUAAUUCUGGCUCCUAUGUGUCAGAGGGGUUUGCGGUGUUAAUGUGCAUGGUUUUCAAGGGGACACUUCACUGGUUGCAAGGUCAAGGGCUACUCAGCAGUGGUAUUAUGAACCGGGGGUCGGAAGACAGGAGGCAAAGUGUCGAGUGUUGGCGCCUCAACUGUUGCUUUUGGAAGCUUGUUUCAGUCCCUUAUUGUCUUUGGCAGGAAUGAAGAGCUCCUGUACUGAGUUCUUGUUUUUAUUAGCCGGAACUGCAGUGGACCAGCCCAUUUUUUAACCUUGUACAACAUGGUGAGCCUAGAUAGUCGUCGUUGUUCUUUCCAUGGUGACCAGCCCAGUGUUUCUAGCAUGGUGCCAAUACUUGAGGGGUUUCUGUAGGGGUUCAGGACAAAGCGUGCCGCCCGUUGCUGGACCGCCUCCAACAUGUCGAUGCUUUUCUGGGUAAAUGGGUUCCAGACUGUAGAUGCAUACUCUAAAAGCGGCCAGACAAAGGCUUUAUAGGCUUUUUCUUUCACACUUGAGUUGCUGAUCUUCAGGUUUGGCCUUAGGAACCCCAGGGUCUUGAUUGCCCGGUUGCACACCUUGUUAAUGUGCUUAUCCCAAGGAACCUCUCUUUGAAUUAUUAAAAUUCAACUUACAAGAGUCAAAAGAAAUAGAAAUAGCAACAUAUACUCGCUGAUAAUGAAGAUGAAAAUCAGAAAAAAGAUGCACUCAUGAUUGAAAGUGCUAUUUUAUAUUGGUUGAAAACAAAGUGCUCGUUUGCUAUGCCUUUCUAUAAUUUCACAAUUUAACGGGACAUUUCAAUAUAAUUUCUCGGUAGGGGAAACCACUCCCCCAAUUUCAAGAAAAAAAUUACAAAAUGAGAAGAAAAAACCUAUCAAGUAAAUACAGAGCUGAAUUUUUAAAUAUUUUGAAAAAUAUCACUUUGGCUGGUAGUUGACCUGGAGGACUUCCACGAACUAUAUACCUUGGAAGACAUCGCCGGCCCUGCUGCUAACUGCUCUUUAGCCGCUUGGCAGUUGGGCCUCUAGGGUCUGAGUUUUUUUAAAGAAAGGUCUAAUUAAUUCAAUUAUUGCAAAGUUUCGUAUUAAUUUCAAUGAUCUUGCAAUUAGUAAGGUAAACAACAAAUUUGUUUUACUUUUAGACAUACUGAAAUCUGGCCCUAGAUUUAGAAACUUCAAUUUUAUUCUUAAUAAAAUACAAAAAACUGUUCGCUUACUUAGGUUAGGCCUUAAAUUUAUGUGUGUCUUUUUCUCUAAUUAAGGUUGGACAGAAGUAUGAAUUACUCUGCUGUGAUAAGCACAAAAAUGUGGGAAAGCGUAUCAAGAAGGAUAUUUCAACUUGUCGACCAGAUAUCACCCACCAGUGUUUACUUAUGUUGAUGGAUUCCCCCCUGAAUAGGGCAAAUCUGUUGCAGGUGUCAUUUUUUUAAAAUCCUUUUUAAACCAUAUUUGUAUCAUUCAAGUACUUAGAUGGAGGAGAGUUGAUCUAUAUUUGUAUCAUUCAAGUACUUAGAUGGAGGAGAGUUGAUCUAUAUUUGUAUCAUUCAAGUACUUAGAUGGAGGAGAGUUGAUCUAUAUUUGUAUUAUUCAAGUACUUAGAUGGAGGAGAGUUGAUAAGCUGUAGGAAAUGGGUCCAAAUAUUAUUCUAUACCUUUUUAAAUCAGUUUCAAGUUUUCAUGUAGAUACAAUGCAAUGUUACAGUUAAAAAAUGUCAGAUUAGCUGUGAAUUAUAAGUUUUCUUUGUUUCUUUCUAUGUUGAUUAAUGUAUUCAAAUAUUCUUCUUAUUAAUUUGACAGGUGUAUGUUAGAACAGAAAAAAAUGUUUUGAUAGAAAUCAACCCCCAGACUCGAAUACCUCGAACUUUUGAUAGAUUUUGUGGCUUGAUGGGUAAGUUCCAUAGGAGUUUCAGAGUUGCUUCAUUUUCCUGUCACUCUCCUGUAUUUAAAUUCUGAAUGUAAUACCAACAGUUUCUCAAAAUAUUUUGCUUUGUAUGUUUCUGCACAGCACAUUUAAAAAUACUUUCAUGCUGAGAGAAGGGAAGCAAUCUAUUGGGUUGGGGUUUAAGGGGUUAGUGUUUGAGGAGAGGGGGAGAAGUAAGGCAGGAGAGGACAGGACAUGUGGGGGCUGCUUAAGGGGGUAAAUAGUUUUAGGAGCAGUUGGGUCUUCUGGGUGGUAAUAAGGCUGGUGAUUAUAAUAAUAGGAUCAUUUCUAUCAGUUUCUUUCUUUCUUUUCAAGUUCAACUUCUUGACAAGCUCAGCAUAAGGGCAAGUGAUGGCCCUCAAAAACUUCUGAAGGUACGAUUAAUAUGAAAUGUAAAUUAUUUAUAACAUUAAAAAAAAAAAGUACGUCUCUCCACAAUCUGAAAUAUAUUAACUGCUGAAUUAUUUUUUUUACUAUCACACCAUAAUAUUUUGUAAAUUUUACCAGUCUGUUAAUAUGUUGUGCAUCAUUUUAUGUAUAGAUCAAUGAAUACUUAUAUACUUUUCAAAGAAUGGUUAGGACUAAAAUACUUUGCUUACAUUUAUCAUGGCUACCAGGUCAUCAAGAACCCAAUCAAUGACCACCUGCCCACUGGUUGUCCCAAAUACGCUAUGUCUUACAGUGCUAAGGAGAUCAUCAAUGUCAGAGAUUAUGUCCCAAAGGAUGGUCCAGCUGUCUUUGUUAUUGGAGCCAUGGCUCAUGGAAGUGUAAGUCAAUCAGUAUAUAGUUUAUAUGGGAUUGGAAAUAGUUGUGAGUGUCAAGUGAUUUUAGCAGGAUUUCACCAGUAAUUUAAUUGCUCAAUUGUGGGUAAAUUGGCCUGUUUGCCAAUGCAGAUGUAGUCAUAUAUUGUGCACUUAAUUCAUGUAUGGUCAUUAAUUGUAGGUAAUUUAUUUUAAGAUUUCUCAUCAAUUCCAAUUUGUGAAGUGCUUUUGGGUUCCUGGGUGGAAGUGGACAUAAUUAUUAUAAUUGUGUCGAGAAAGAGGGAAGCAGAUUUUAAGAAGAAAUUGGCAUCUUUCCAUCACUUUAAUGGUUGGGGACAUGCUGAAAUUAUGGCUAGCAAAAACAGAGAUAUGGUGUCAUGUUGACACUGAUGUGAUGUCAUGUUGACAAUGAUAUGGUGUCAUGCUAACACUGAAGUGAAAAGUAACAAAACCUAUGGGAAAGAAUACACCAUUACAGGGCUUUAGAUUUAGAGGCUGGCACAUACUUGAUUGUUUACAUCCAAUAUUGGGUUACAUUUUCAGAUAUUCAUUUGCUGAUUAUAAAUAAUCUGAUACCUGUGCAAGCCAAAUUAUGAAGUUUCGUACGUCUCAAGUAAUGUCAGUAUUGCAUUCUGAAGUAGUUAAUGAAAAAUGUAACAUUUUCAGAUAAAUCCUGAUUACACUGAGAAGUCAUUUUCUAUCAGCAACUAUCCACUGUCUGCAGCCAUCACAUGUUCUAAAGUCUGUAGUGGAUUUGAAGAGGUUUGGGGGAUUCAGUAACAAAUAAAUAUUUCUGUAUAUGUGA